Rana temporaria (common frog) is the source of this 1203-nucleotide messenger RNA. RefSeq lists its product as uncharacterized. The record is from RefSeq and is a predicted model, not a curated record. The transcript has 6 exons. Bases 253 to 1101 code for a protein of 282 amino acids. NCBI's taxonomy places the organism in Eukaryota, Metazoa, Chordata, Amphibia, Anura, Ranidae.
GUGCUGCUGCUUUUGUGAGAAUGUGAGAAAACAGCUUUUCUCCUCGGAGAGGCAAAGAGCGGCAGGGGGAGCGCAGAAUAAAAAAAAAAUGGAAGGAGGGGGGAGGAAGCUGAAUGCGGCGUAAGCUCAGCUGCUCGCUUUGAGGGAUAUCAGCUGAGCCGGAACGAAUGAGGACGUUGUUGGGGGUCACAAAAGACCCCAUGUAAAAUAACAAAACAAAAAAAAAACACAAAGACGAUUGUUGGACACACUAUGGCAUCAGACGCCGAAGACCCGGUUGCUGUGUCGUCUGUGGCGGACGACUCUUUACUGGGAAUCGGAGACGUCGCUGGAGAUGGGCGGCUGGAGGAAGAGGAGACGAGGACGGUGCUUUGGGGUGAAUUUCAAGGCACACAGCAGAAUGAUGGAGAGGAAGAAGGUGACUGCUUCACAAGGGGUCUGCAUGCAAGCCAUUCUGAUGAUAGCUGGGUGGCUUUCAGAGACAGCGAGGAAUCGCAUAGCGAUAACCAGGAGGGACUCUUAACACAAUGCGGUGGCCGAUGGUGGUGUGAAAGUAGCACAACGCUUUGUACAAGAGAACAUUCUCCAAACAAAAGCAGUGUCGGACACAUAUUCGAACACUGUUUUCCUCCAAUAUCCCAUCCACAUACAGAAGAAGACAUAACACCACUGGAGUCAUUAUUACAUGACAUUGGAUUGCAUGGGCACAGACAGACUAAUACCAGAGACACAUGUGAUCACAGAUCGGCAGACUGUCUAUGGGGUGCUACACCUGACCACACGCAAGAUCCUGAUAUGCUGUAUAAAUGGGAAGGAUCCCAACUAAGAAGCGCCUACCUCUCAUCCCUAAACAUCAAACCCAAUGACAAGAUCCCGCCGAACAAAACUCGGUCCUCUCCAGCUCCUAAACAGAGGAUCCAGCCACACAAAAUGAGCACAGGACGAGAGCUCAAACUAAUGAAGGUGGCCUCCGUAUCUGUUCAUGUUACUGGAUUUAACCCUUCCCACCAUCUCCAGUCCCUGUUCCAGCAUUGGUCCCAACCCAGCGGGAAAACAAGGCUGAAAGUGGCCUAUGACUUUAACCGCAGCCUCCUGGUGUAACGAUCCCUUGGACUUUCAAUUUGGUAAUAUUGGGUGACCAUGUCAAGGAUUUUUAUGUCACAGAAAAGUAUAUUUUCUACAAUAAAUGCUAGUGAUUGAAUG